UCUUUUACUUUGGAAAAGGCUGCCUUCACCAAGACCUUUGUCGCAGGCUUCACGCUUACCUGGAUGUCUGGCUGAAGUUUAUUGAAAAGUUUUGGGAUUGUUUAUGGUUUAUAAGGUUGUGAAACAUUUUUGGGUUUGUUUUGACAUAAACUGUGUAUUGUUCGGAGUAAUAUUUCAGCUCGUCCGCCUGUUGUUACAGCGUCGUAGCCGGGAGGGUGUUUCUGUAGCUGGCGGUGUAGCUGCUUUAAACUUUUAUUAACAGCUGUUGAAAUAAACAGUCUUUAAGCUGAAUACUGAGAGUAUUAACACUAAUUUAAGGUAUAUAAAUGUCUAUAUGUGCACCUGUUAUGUUUUAUUCGGGGUAGUCGUUUUAUUGUGUGAAGCGUUUCCUGAUUAAACAGCAAGCUUCCUCUUUAGACCGAACAUCAGGGCUGUCAUGCAACGCUGUACUCGAAAAACCAGGGCGUGGGCUGUGACUAAUAUUAGUUACUGUAUGAGAUGAGUCAGAUGACCUUCCUGGAGGUCCUAGGUUCCUUCAUAGUCCAACAAUGUCAAGAAUUGCGUGGUAUCAAGAGAAGAUCGGAGCUUACGACCAGCAGAUAUGGGAGAAAUCACUGGAACAGGCUGAACUGAAGGGAAUUAAAAAUAAGCCGAAGAAAACCGGCCACAUCAAGCCUGACCUCAUAGAUGUUGACCUGGUUAGGGGCUCCACAUUUAGCAAGGCCAAGCCGGAGAGCCCAUGGACCGCUCUGACCCGUAAAGGCAUGGUCAGGGUUCUUUUCUACCCAUUCUUCUUCAAGUGGUGGAUCCAGGUCACAUCCAAAUGCAUUGCAACCUCUAUACUGGUGCUGUACUUCCUGCAAGUGGCAGCUGCUCUGCUGUUUACCGAGGUGCCUGCAGCCACAGCUAGCGAAGUCCUAGGCCCGAUGUGCCUGAUGAUGCUACUAGGAACAGUGCACUGCCAAAUAGUGUCCACUGAAUCAUCCAGAACUUCUGAGGGCAGCUUAGUGUCCAGCCUGGCCUCUAUUCAAAGCUCUACCACCCAGAAAACAAGCCCUUCUCGAAAGAAAAGACAGAGGAAGUUUAAAAAAGUGAAGAGAGCAAAUCAGACAGAUAAAGGAGCAGCAGAGCCCAAACCAUGGCAUGGCAAAGAGAGCAAGCAUUUCUACAGGCCACAGAAAAACCGGAGUUCCCUGAAGAAGAAUGUGGAGGGGCUCUCUGAAGAGCUUUCCAGUGACGAAGAAGAAGCCGAGGUAGCAGGGCAACCAAGAGAUAGACUCAUCCCAAAUAAAAAGACCAAGCCUCCUCCUGGACUCAGGAAGAGACUUCUGAAUGCAAGCAAAUCUGCAGCCACGUCAAAUCGUCAGCAGAAACCAAAACAUGGCACGACAUCUACUGCCACAUCAUCAACUCCAGAGGUGAAGCCGGUGCAACCGUCUGGGGAGUCUCGACCUGCCUCUGAUUCGGAUGACAUGUUGUGGGAGGAGUUUCUGCAGGGUUCUGACUCCGCCUCAUCCGCUAACAACGAGAGCGGAGAUGAGGGGCUUCACACACAUAACCACAUCUUGCCUCUACCCAUUGUCCUCAGCAGUGAUGAGGACAAGGCUUUCUCACAGCAACAGUUUUCAUGGCUUCAGGCCUGCCAUCCUUCUAAAGAUCGUGUUAGUGCCAUUAUCUGGGAGCAGGGUGAGUGUAAGAAGGCUGACAUGUCUGUGCUGGAGAUCAGCAGCAUUAUUCUCACACAGGUAAAGUUGGUAGAACAAGGAAUGGGUUACCUGGUCUUUGGAGGGCUGGUUACAGCCACUUUGGCCCUGCUCCCUUUCUGCUUUCGUUUGGCUCAGCAGCUUGAUACGACUCGCCUAAACUCCAUCACCCUCAACGAACUGGCCAUCAUGGCUGCCGGGACGCCGAGUGCCUACUCAGUCUCAUUCUUCCUCAUCACCACUGUGGAGAGAGUCUUCCUCAGCGGUCUUUUCUUCUUCAUGAUGUGUGUUGCUGAAAGAACGUACAAACAGCGGCUGCUCUUCGCCAAACUCUUCAGUCACAUCACAUCAGGACGCAAAGCUAAAAAAUCUGCAAUCCCUCACUUUAGACUGAAGAAGGUGCAGAACAUCAAGAUGUGGCUUUCACUUCGAUCUUUUCUCAAGAGGCGGGGGCCACAGCGCUCCGUGGAUGUCAUUGUGUCUUCCAUCUUCUUCCUAGCCCUGUCCAUCGCAUUCACCAUCUGUGCUCAGGUACUGAAUAGCCACCACACUUUCCUGGAGUGGGAGAGUAACUGGGAGCUGCUGGUAUGGGACGCAUCUCUCCUCAUCUUCCUGCUGCGUCUGGCUACGCUCGGGGCUGAGACCAAUCAUAAGUACAGCAAUGCCUCUGUGCUGCUCACUGAACAGAUAAACUUGUAUCUGAAGAUGGAAAAGAAGCCAGAGAAGAAGGACGACCUAAGCAUAGUCAACAAUGUGCUAAAACUGGCCACAAAACUACUAAAAGAGCUGGACACACCAUUUCGCUUGUUGGGGCUGACCGUGAACCCUCUUAUCUACAACAUUACCAGAGUGGUCAUCCUGUCUGCUGUCUCAGCUGUGAUCAGUGACCUGCUAGGCUUCAAUAUCAGACUCUGGAAAAUUAAACCGUGACGUGACACAUUGAGAUCCUGCGAAGUGAAAGUGCUCCGUGCUGCUAGAUGACCAAUCCCUCUUAAACACUUCUGUAAAUUCCUGUGAAUCCCCACAUGUAGAAUCAGCUUAACUUCGGUUCCUUUCACUUAUCAUUUUCAAAUCCCUGGUCCAGGUACCUGCAUUCUUUUAAGCACAUUCCAAAGCGUAUCAGAUUAGUGGCUUAUUUAACACUGAGUGAGAAUUCCUUGCCUUCCAUGUAAUGUCUUAAAACAUAAUUCCUAGUAUCUUGUUUUCAGCUCCAUGACUUAGAUACUCUUUUGUAUAACUGAAUGUCACUAGAUGGAUUUACUACAGAUUUUUUUUUAUUUUACCUUUUAAGUGCCUUCCACAGUGUUGUUACAUUAAUUGAUUACGUUCACUGAUUUCUACAUGUGAUAAAGUUCUUUGUACCUGUGUAUUUUUACAAACAUUUCUGGCUUGAUCUUAUAUCUGAAAUCUCUGAAAGUCAAGCUCUUAAAGGUUACUACAUGCUGAGGAAGCCACACCUGCACACAAAACCACUAAGUGCCUUAUGACUGUAUUAUGAAGAAUGUCUUAAACAAUGUGAGCUAUUUAUGGGAUAAAAGCUAUCAAAUUAGAGUGGCAUGUGAAAGCAUGCGUCAAGGCGCAUGAUGUUACCCUGUAGGUGCAUUCAGUUUAGUUCAUAUUAAACACACUUUUAAUAAAUUUGAUUGAGGCCUGAUUA
Messenger RNA from Silurus meridionalis, 3360 nucleotides. RefSeq names its product putative homeodomain transcription factor 1 (gene phtf1). Gene Ontology annotation, cellular component: endoplasmic reticulum. The record is from RefSeq and is a predicted model, not a curated record. NCBI's taxonomy places the organism in Eukaryota, Metazoa, Chordata, Actinopteri, Siluriformes, Siluridae. The transcript has 17 exons. Bases 549 to 2633 code for a protein of 694 amino acids.